Ceratosolen solmsi marchali is the source of this 1427-nucleotide messenger RNA. Its product is annotated as zinc finger protein 540. The transcript has 4 exons. Gene Ontology annotation, molecular function: RNA polymerase II cis-regulatory region sequence-specific DNA binding; DNA-binding transcription repressor activity, RNA polymerase II-specific. The coding region runs from base 16 to 1257 and encodes 413 amino acids. The record is from RefSeq and is a predicted model, not a curated record. Gene Ontology annotation, biological process: regulation of transcription by RNA polymerase II. Gene Ontology annotation, cellular component: nucleus; nucleoplasm. NCBI's taxonomy places the organism in Eukaryota, Metazoa, Arthropoda, Insecta, Hymenoptera, Agaonidae.
CCAAGUGUCUCAGAAAUGGAGAAGGUCGACGAAAAACAUUAUACAAAUGAAAUAGUCUGGAAUCAUCUAUCGGACAAAGAUUUGAUCUCGUUAAGCAAUGUUACAAAUAAAAUUAUACAAAAUUAUGUGAUAUCUAACGAAGUGGAUAUUCAGUUUAAUAAAACAUCGUAUGGGAUGUCGAACGACGUAGAAAUUCAGAAUAGUAAUAAACCGUCUGUGAUAAGUAACGAAGAAGAGUCCAAAAUAACAAACUGCGUUGCCAUUCAACAAUGCUUAGAAAAUGACAAGGUAUCUGAUGUGUCGUGUAAUAUGGAGUCUUUAAAUUCAAAAGAUCCAACCACUAAUAUACUUUCCGACACCAUCGUAACUGCCGACGUUGACAAAAAAUCUAACUCUGAAUGGCAGAAUACGAAGGAUAUUUCAGAUUUACAAAAUGAUGCCAAUGACAAUAAAAAUUUAAAUUCUGCAGAAAAUUCGGAGAACCCAAGAAUAAAUUCCAGUCAUAGAAUCCAGUCAUCGUGGAAGUCGGGUAGAAUCUCUAAGUACAGCCAGAAACUUUUAAAGCACAGCUGCCCAACUUGUAACAAAAAGUGGCGAACAUCCACAGAGCUCAAAAUCCAUAUGAAGUCUCACUCUAACUUGCGACCUUACAUGUGUGAAAAGUGUGGACAAGCUUACAAGCACAAACACGCAUUAGAGAUUCAUGUGGGCAUGCAUAAUGGUGUGAGUCCUUUUCGCUGCAGUCAUUGCAAUAAAUGUUUUACGCAGAAAGGUGCGUUACAUAGACACUUGCCAAUGCACACCGGUGAAAUGCCUUAUCAGUGUGAGUUGUGCGGCAAGAGAUUUGUGCACCACACAAGUUACAACAUGCACGCACUAUCGCACACAGGGAAAAAAUCUUACAGUUGUCACGUGUGCGAUCUUUCAUUACUGUCCACCUCGCAUCUGAAGCGACAUAUGCGUGUUCACUCGGGCGAGAAACCAUACACUUGCAGCGUUUGUGGCAAAAGCUUCGCCGAGCGCUACAAUCUAUUGGCCCACCAGAAGAUCCACGAUCCCCUGCAAACGACCGUUAAGGAGAUCAAAAGGAAUCAUUACAAAUGCAGUCAGUGCGACGUCACAUUCUCGAAGAAGCAAAAGUUCACGAAGCACGUAAGCCAGCACUCCGCUGAGCAAAGUCCAGGAGGUCGGAAAGACGCCCCCGAUGUCGAUCCGUACGAGGGCCAGAGUCACGUAAUGGAGGUACUUCGGGGCUAAUGAGAUCGACGGUGACGCUCCAGUCCCGUAUCAACGAGGUAUGGGAGAGUUUGCGAAAAGUGCUGACUGAAAAGUGAUUGGCAAUCGCUGAUUGAUAAUAGCGCUUCCCCAAUCGCGAUAAGCAGUCUCGGCUUAUCGGCACUAGACACGGCACUAGACACGGCACUAGA